Messenger RNA from Medioppia subpectinata, 237 nucleotides. Lineage: Eukaryota; Metazoa; Arthropoda; Arachnida; Sarcoptiformes; Oppiidae. The record is from the annotation of a GenBank genome assembly.
ACUUACGAUGACUUUCUGACCUACAAAUCCGGUGUCUAUCAUCACGUGGGCGGAGGUGUGCCCGGCGGACACGCCGUGAAGAUCAUUGGAUGGGGUGUGGAGUCGGGAGUGGACUACUGGCUGGUGGCCAACUCAUGGAACCCCGAUUGGGGCCAAAAGGGUCUCUUUAAGAUCCGUCGGGGUAAUGAUGAGUGCAGUUUUGAGAGCGACAUUAGCGCCGGUUUACCCAAACUCUAG